This is a messenger RNA of Copidosoma floridanum, 1482 nucleotides long. RefSeq names its product Activating transcription factor-2 (gene Atf-2). Gene Ontology annotation, biological process: regulation of DNA-templated transcription. The record is from RefSeq and is a predicted model, not a curated record. Lineage: Eukaryota; Metazoa; Arthropoda; Insecta; Hymenoptera; Encyrtidae. Gene Ontology annotation, molecular function: DNA-binding transcription factor activity.
AUGAACGAUUCGGUAAAGCCGUUCGCCUGCAUCAUAGCUGGCUGCAACAUGAGUUUUAUCAACGAAGAUCAUCUAACUGUCCACAAAAAGAAGCACGACAUGAUGUUGAACCUUGGAAUUAACAGCAAAAACAACUUUUUCAUUGCUGAUCAAACACCAACACCAACAAGGUUUAUUAGAAAUUGUGACGAUGUUGGAUUAUUUCAAGAUUUACAAAGUGACAAUCCAUUUGAAGAAACAUUUCGUAGAGCAGUGGAAGCGGGAAAAAGUGGAGAAUUAACAGUACCUGAGGUUCAUGAAAAUGAUGAUACAUUACAUACACCUAACAUAUUUCCUCAUAUUACUGAAGAAUGUGCACCUUCAGUCAGUACACAAUCUAAUAAAAUUACAAAAUCUGAAUCAUCUAUUGAUCUGGAAUCAGUUUCUAAUAAAUCUGCCCACAUAGAAGACAGUAGUACAAUAUGUGAAAAUAAAAGCAGUGAGGAUAAUUUUGGCAAUGUUUCCAGCAAUAGCGCCAUUUCUCAAAGUUUGUCAAGCUCACCAACAAACGAUAAUUCUAUUGAUAAACCAGAAACACAUGUGCCUAUCAAUGUAAAUGAAAUGCAGAUAUUACUAAAAACGGAAAGUGGCAAUGUAUUAAGAUUUGUUGCUGCACCUACACUGGAUAGUAUGAAUUCUGUCAGCCUUCAACCAAAAUUACCAGCUAAAUCUGUAACUGUAACUAAUGCUAAUAAUAAAACUGACAUUGAGAUGGUUUCUGACCAGAAACUAUUAUUGGCUAAAAUGAAAUUGAAGCAAACUUUAACAAAGAACGGUGUCGUUAUUGAAAAUAAAAGUAUUCAAAACAACAAAAAUGCUUCAGUAGAUAUCUCGAAAGAGAAGAGCAAAAUAAAAGUUGAUGGCGUGAAAAAACAAGCCAUUAAGGAGAGAAACAGAGCAAGUUCUAUGCGUGCUAGAGCCAAACGAAAAGUGUGGAUAGAACAGUUACAAAAUUCUUUAAAAAAUGCCAAUGAAACUAAUGCUAAUUUACAUGCUCAAUUAAAGAAUCUGCAUUGUCAAAUAGACAAAUUGAAAACUUUACUAUUGGCACAUAAGGACUGUCCAGUUACAAAGGCUAUGGAGAAAGGAAACAGAAUAAUAGUAAGUUCCAAGGUGAUAGCUUUAAAAUCAAGUACCCUUGAAUCCAUUAAACCGAUAAAGCGUGCAAGUACUGAAAAAUUAAUCGCACCAAAGAAAAAGUCAAUAGUUUUACCAACUGUAAUGAGCCCUAUUAUCAUACCAACCACUAAUUCGACGCCUAAUACCAUUACACUUCAUGCUGCAGAGGCGGUAAAAUCAAUACCUACCAUCAAUAUUGUUACACCAUUAGGCACAAGUAUAGGAAAUGCAAAGACUAUUUUAAGUUUCUUACCUACUGAUUCAGAAAAAGUUAAAGCGAAUCGGAGUUUUAGUGAGAAUACUGGUGGAUUGACACUUACUUGA